Odocoileus virginianus texanus is the source of this 648-nucleotide messenger RNA. It is a transcript of the gene RAB17, whose product is annotated as RAB17, member RAS oncogene family. Gene Ontology annotation, cellular component: endosome. Gene Ontology annotation, biological process: vesicle-mediated transport. The record is from RefSeq and is a predicted model, not a curated record. Gene Ontology annotation, molecular function: GTP binding; GTPase activity. Lineage: Eukaryota; Metazoa; Chordata; Mammalia; Artiodactyla; Cervidae.
CAUGGCGCAGGUGAAUGGGGUCCCUCGUCCUGGGGCCGCCCUGGGCCAGCCCUGCAUCUUCAAGUUGGUUCUCCUGGGCAGUGGCUCUGUGGGCAAGUCCAGCUUGGCUCUCUGGUAUGUGAAGAAGGACUUCAAGAGUAUCCUGCCCACUGUGGGAUGUGUGUUCUUCACCACGGUGGUGGACUUGGGGGCCGCGCCUCUGAAGUUUGAGAUCAUCUGGGAUAGGGCUGGUCAGGAGAAGUACCACAGCGUCUGCCACCUCUACUUCAGGGGCGCCAAUGCUGCGCUUUUGGUGUAUGAUGUCACCAGGAAGGAUUCCUUCUGCAAAGCACAGCAGUGGCUGAAGGACCUGGAGGAGGAGUUCCACUCUGGAGAAGUCGUGGUGAUGCUGGUCGGCAACAAGACAGACCUGGAAGAGGAGCGGGAGGUGACCUUGGAGGAAGGGAAGGAGUUUGCAGAGAGUCAGGGGCUGCUGUUCAUGGAAACCUCGGCCAAACUGAACUACCAGGUGACCGAGGUCUUCAACACCGUCGCCCGGGAGCUUUCGCGGAGAGAAGAGGGCAAGGAGGGCCAGAGGCGGCGAAGAGACGCUCCACUGACCCUGAGCGAGCGGCCCUCGCUGCGGGGCUGAUGCUGUGCCCACUAGAA